CAUUCUCUUCCCGCUCAAAGCUUUCUCGGAAUGGAGAUCUCUGACUCUGAACUCGUCGAAUCGUUCAAGCACUUCCUUCUUCGCUACCACUGCGAAGACAUUCGUUCCAUCGUUCUCUCUCAAGAUCCAAUGCUUCACUACCCUCUCCAUAUAGAUUUUGCAGAGCUCACACAAGAUAAUCCUCCGCUCUCACAUCUCCUCUUCUCUCAACCCACACACUUCUUGCCUCUUUUCGACAAAGCGGCUUAUCUGGUUCAGAAAGAUGUCUUCGUUGAUCUUAAGGGUUGGGACGAUGCAAGUGUCAAGGAAUUCGUGCACGUCCGCAUCAAUAUCAGUGGUUCACCUUUGGAAUUUCCUGAGACCUUCCCGAGCAUUGGACGUGUGAGAGUGAAGCACCGGGGGAUUCUUCUCACUCUCAAAGGCACUGUCAUCAGGUCUGGGUCGGUCAAAAUGAUAGAAGGAGAGCGGAAAUACAUGUGCCGAAAAUGCAAGUUCAGGUUUGAUGUUCAUCCUGAACUGGAAAGUGGAAAUGCCAUAAGACUUCCAUCAGCUUGCCCUUCAAAGGGGGCUAGAUCAUGUGAAGGCACAAGUUUCGAAUUUAUAGAAGGAAGUAUUGUUUGCCAUGACUAUCAGGAAAUCAAAAUUCAAGAAAGCACACAGGUUCUGGGGGUUGGAUCUAUACCUCGUUCAAUUACUGUUGUUUUGAAGGAUGAUUUAGUUGACCUCGUCAAAGCUGGAGAUAAUGUAAUUGUUACAGGGGUUUUGACUGCAAAGUGGUCCUCAGAUUUAAAGGAUGUCCGCUGUGAUCUUGAUCCAAUAUUAGUUGCAAAUCAUGUUAGGAGAACAAAUGAACUAAAAUCGGAGAUAGAUAUACCUGAUGAUGUUGUCAAGAAAUUCAAGCAAUUUUGGACAGAAUUCAGAGAUACCCCAUUGAAAGGAAGAAAUGCCAUUCUCCGGGGUAUUUGUCCACAAGUUUUUGGACUCUUCACGGUAAAGCUCGCAGUUUCCUUAACUCUGAUUGGAGGUGUACAACAUGUUGAUGCUUCUGGUACAAAGGUUCGUGGAGAGUCUCACUUGCUUCUGGUUGGUGAUCCUGGUACUGGGAAGUCUCAGUUUUUGAAGUUUGCUGCUAAACUGAGCAACCGGUCUGUUAUUACUACUGGAUUGGGAAGCACUGCUGCUGGAUUAACUGUAACUGCGGUCAAAGAUGGAGGGGAAUGGAUGCUAGAGGCUGGGGCGCUUGUUUUGGCUGAUGGUGGGCUUUGUUGCAUAGAUGAAGUUGAUAGCAUGCGAGAACAUGACAGGGCAACCAUACAUGAAGCCAUGGAACAACAAACUAUUAGCAUUGCAAAGGCUGGUCUUGUAACAACUCUUAGUACCAGGACAGUUGUCUUUGGGGCAACAAACCCAAAAGGGCAGUAUGAUCCUAGUCAACCAUUGUCUGUGAAUACUACCCUUUCUGGACCCUUACUCAGCAGAUUUGAUAUAGUCCUUGUCCUAUUGGACACAAAAAACCCAGAAUGGGAUGCAAUUGUUUCAUCUCACAUUCUUGCUGAGCAAGAACCUGAUAGAGGCAAGAGUGAUGAUGACCUAACAAAUAUCUGGCCACUACCCAUGCUCAGAAGGUACAUUCACUUUGUAAAAAGACACUUCAAACCUGUCCUGACCAAGGACGCAGAAAGAGUUAUUUCUAGCUAUUAUCAACUCCAAAGAAGAUCAGCAACAGAGAAUGCAGCAAGGACAACUGUACGCAUGCUUGAAAGUUUGAUACGCCUAGCCCAGGCACAUGCAAGACUCAUGUUCAGAAACGAGGUGACUCGAUUAGAUGCCAUAGCUGCCAUUUUGUGCAUUGAAUCAUCCAUGACAACUUCUGCUAUAGUGGACACUGCUGGGAAUGCCCUCCAUUCCAAUUUCACUGAAAACCCAGAUCAGGAAUAUGCCAGGCAAGAAAAGCUGAUCCUUGAAAAGCUGAAGUCAAUUGAUGAAUUUCCUGACAUAACUAGCAUGGAGGAAUCAAUUUGCAGAUGAGAUGUCCAUGCAAGUUUAGGUUUACGUUGGACUUUAUAUGAUAAGGAUUAACAACAAUGCUGGUGCUGUUAAAAGCUGAAUGUUGGUCUGAAAUAGCUUGCAGUGGAAGCUAGUUGGGUACGGCGAGAUUUGAGUGAUCCAUAAUAGCAAGGACAUGCAGUCUUCCUCAGAGUCACUCUUUAUAUAUGGAGAUUUGCUUUCGAAGUGAUUAAGAAGUGCUCUCAACCCGGGUGUAAUGAAGGAAAGAAAAUGGCCCAAUCUGCAGAGGGAUCCAUAUUUUUUCUUUCUUUAUAUAUGAAAGCUGAUACGUAAUGCAUCAAAGUCUCACAAACUGCUAACUGGGUUGCAUGGGUAGGGAAUGAGGACCGACCAUCUACAUUAAAGGAGAAUAUUUAGGUGUCCAAUCUUAGGAAAGGUUCUCAAAGCUGGUGCAGGUAGGUGGACCCUGUGACUAAUUAUAGAAUGCUUUCUCAAUUCAUGAAAUGAGUAAUGUAAAGAAUAAUAUCAUCCACUUGGGACUCACAUGGAUCAUAAAAACACAGAGUGCUAGUGUGAGACGCACAUCAUAUUAUGUGAGAGGGUGCAUGCUGGAAUCUGCACUCUAUGUUGUGCACUUGUAUUAUUGCUACAACAAAAGAGAUUAAUAUCAACCUUUUUUUUAGCAAUGGAAAGGAAAAACCGUCCCUAAAAGUA
Macadamia integrifolia is the source of this 2721-nucleotide messenger RNA. RefSeq names its product probable DNA helicase MCM9. The transcript has 23 exons. NCBI's taxonomy places the organism in Eukaryota, Viridiplantae, Streptophyta, Magnoliopsida, Proteales, Proteaceae. The coding region runs from base 31 to 2028 and encodes 665 amino acids. The record is from RefSeq and is a predicted model, not a curated record. Gene Ontology annotation, biological process: double-strand break repair via homologous recombination. Gene Ontology annotation, cellular component: MCM complex; nucleus. Gene Ontology annotation, molecular function: single-stranded DNA binding; ATP binding; single-stranded DNA helicase activity.